GUUAAACGGCGGCGGCGGCGGUUCCUGCUUCCGCCCCUUCCUCCGCUCCGGGCCGGGAGCAGCAUCCUCCGGACGCGCCCGCAGCCUCCCUCCCUCCGACGGCCAGCUUCAUUUAGCAGCCUCUCUUCACCCCUGGGAUUGUUCUCUGCCCUGCUAUUUCUGGUGGAUCAAAACUGAGUGCUGGCAAUUUAACAGGAUGCUGUGAGAAUGCUAUGAAAGUGCUUUGGAAAAAAUAAAAAAGGGCUCCAGAGAAAGAAGACUAUAAAAUCUGCUAAGCAGCUGACCCAAAAGCCUCCCAAUUAUAACAGCCUAAGGAAUCACCUUAGGCCUCAGGUAAUACCUGACCUGAAGCCUAUGUAAUGUGUUGAAGCAGGAGUAGAAGGCGUCCACCUUCGUGCAGGUGAAGAAGUUACAAUGUUUGCCAGUUUGUGAGGUGCAGGAGUUUGGGAGUGAGUCGACGACCUGAAAAUGCGACCAUGGACUGGCUCCUGGCGUUGGAUUAUGCUCAUCCUCUUUGCCUGGGGAACCCUGCUAUUUUACAUAGGUGGACACUUGGUGCGCGACAAUGACCACCCCGAUCACUCCAGCCGUGAACUCUCUAAGAUCCUGGCCAAGCUGGAACGUUUAAAACAGCAGAAUGAAGACUUGAGGCGCAUGGCGGAGUCUCUCAGGAUACCAGAAGGUCCCAUUGAUCAGAUACCUGCUGCAGGAAGGAUUCGUGUUUUAGAAGAGCAGCUCAUAAAGGCCAAAGAACAGAUAGAAAAUUACAAGAAGCCAACAGGAGAUGCAGGUCUGGGAAAGGAUCAUGAAGUACUGAGAAGGAAGAUUGAAAAUGGAGCAAAGGAACUUUGGUUUUUCCUCCAGAGCGAAUUAAAGAAGAUAAAAAAUCUAGAAGGCAGUGAACUCCAAAGACAUGCAGAUGAAUUUCUGUCAGACUUGGGCCAUCAGGAAAGGUCAAUAAUGACAGAUCUCUACUACCUCAGCCAAACGGAUGGAGCCGGUGACUGGCGUGAAAAGGAAUCCAGAGAUCUGACAGAGCUGGUCCAGAGGAGAAUACUGUAUCUUCAGAACCCCAAGGAUUGCUCUAAAGCCAAGAAACUGGUGUGUAAUAUCAACAAAGGCUGUGGUUAUGGCUGUCAACUUCAUCAUGUCGUCUACUGCUUCAUGAUUGCGUAUGGUACCCAACGAACUCUCAUUUUGGAGUCUCAGAACUGGCGUUAUGCUACUGGUGGAUGGGAAACUGUGUUUAAGCCUGUGAGCGAUACAUGCACAGAUAGAACAGGCACCAGCACUGGGCAUUGGUCAGGUGAGACCAAUGACAAGGACGUUCAGGUGGUGGAACUUCCCAUCGUUGACAGCCUUCACCCACGUCCUCCAUAUCUCCCUCUCGCUGUUCCAGAAGAUUUAGCCGACCGACUCAUACGAGUGCAUGGAGAUCCCGCAGUGUGGUGGGUCUCCCAGUUUGUCAAAUACUUGAUCCGCCCACAGCCUUGGUUAGAAAAAGAAAUAGAAGAGGCCACAAGGAAGCUUGGUUUCAAACAUCCAGUCAUCGGAGUCCACGUUAGGCGGACGGACAAAGUCGGAACGGAAGCGGCGUUCCAUCCCAUUGAGGAAUACAUGGUGCAUGUGGAAGAGCAUUUCCAGCUUCUCGCCCGCAGGAUGCCUGUGGACAAGAAAAGAGUUUACCUGGCUACGGACGAUCCCUCAUUAUUACAGGAGGCCAAAGUCAAGUAUCCAAAUUAUGAGUUCAUCAGUGACAAUUCCAUAUCCUGGUCGGCCGGGCUGCAUAAUCGAUACACUGAAAACUCACUGCGGGGUGUUAUCCUGGAUAUCCACUUCCUCUCCCAGGCAGACUUCCUGGUCUGCACAUUCUCUUCCCAGGUGUGCCGAGUGGCUUAUGAAAUCAUGCAGACCCUGCAUCCAGAUGCCUCUGCCUCCUUCCAUUCUUUGGAUGACAUUUACUAUUUCGGAGGGCAGAAUGCCCACAACCAAGUUGCCAUUUACCCUCACCACCCACAAACUGCUGAUGAAAUCCCCAUGGAGCCCGGAGACGUCAUUGGUGUGGCUGGAAACCACUGGGAUGGCUAUUCCAAAGGCAUCAAUAGGAAGUUGGGAAGAACAGGCCUUUAUCCAUCCUACAAAGUCAAAGAGAAAAUAGAGACGGUCAAGUAUCCUACAUAUCCAGAGGCAGAAAAAUAGAGCCCAGAGGAGGGUGAGACAGGCGCAGAAGUCAGCUCCAACUGGUUUGAGCCAAGCGGUGUCCAAAGUGAGCUUGAAUGGGCUUUGACUUCUUGUUUGAACCAUAUGGCUGGGCAACCAAAAGCCUUUGGCACUGAGACUGGAUCAGCAGUUUGGAACAUAUGGACCAUCUAGUACUGGAAUUUCUGCUUAAUGAACGUGUUCUCUUUAAAGUGCUUGGACCCAUGCACAGAACCAGUAAGCCUACUCCCCAGGUGUCGUGCAAAAACAGUCGUUUUCUAACUGUCUCUUCUUUCAAGACAUGUCCCCAUGAUUAGUCCUUAAGUGAUCAUUGCCUUCGAUAUCUCUGUCAUGAAUUGACUGCAAUCCUCAGACUUUUUAAACACUGCCAUAUUGUGUAAUUGGAGUGAAAUGAACAUAUUUUAUGUAUGUGGAAUUUCAGACGUGGUGCCUACAAUUAAGAGAUGCGUCUGGAACGACUCAGAAGAUCCAAAUUCAGCUCCUGAGCUGGAUAGAGUUGAUAGUUAACUGAUGGUAUCAUGACCACUGUGCUUAUUACUCCAACCAACAGACUCAGAAGUGUUUGUGGGGGAGGGCGUUGAUGUUUUUUUUAAUUACAUUGAUUUGGUCAACUUACCAUUAAUAAAUGAAGGUCACAUCAGAAAAUAAAAUACUCACUGUUAGGAACUUUUGUAAAAAAAAAAAAACAAUGUCGUAAACAGGAUCUUUAGUACUUAAUGUUUCUGGACAUUGUCUUUGAUAACAAAAAAUAAAUUUAAAAAAUAUA
Tachyglossus aculeatus (Australian echidna) is the source of this 2986-nucleotide messenger RNA. It is a transcript of the gene FUT8, whose product is annotated as fucosyltransferase 8. The coding region runs from base 469 to 2199 and encodes 576 amino acids. Gene Ontology annotation, cellular component: Golgi cisterna membrane. The record is from RefSeq and is a predicted model, not a curated record. The transcript is spliced from 12 exons. Gene Ontology annotation, biological process: protein N-linked glycosylation. NCBI's taxonomy places the organism in Eukaryota, Metazoa, Chordata, Mammalia, Monotremata, Tachyglossidae. Gene Ontology annotation, molecular function: protein binding; glycoprotein 6-alpha-L-fucosyltransferase activity.